AACAAUAUGAGGAGAGUCUUGAUAAACGUGAUAAUAUCAAACAGAAACAGGCAAUGAUUGAUGUGACAAAAACUCGUAGUUUUGCAAAGGAUAGCUUUUAAAAAUUGAGUGGUGGAGCAAUGUUCCAAAAUGUUUGAGCUUGUGCGAAUUUUUGGAAUCUGUUUAUAUUUUGCGUUUGCUUUCAGUCAAGGUGAUGACUUUCCGAUAACAGUAAACCUGACCGACGAUUCUCCCACAUUCACUUGGACCGCGAAUGAUUAUCCUUCAAUAAUAGUUGGAGCUGAAAAUGGGUAUCAAAUACAAGUCAAUGUAACGGUACUGAACUUGGAUGGAGAAAAUGGCGAUUAUAUUACGAUUCAAAGCUCAAAAGAAGACGAGAUUAGCGAUGCGGCCCUUAUGUUCACUUAUACAGUGAAUGACCAGCCAUGCUAUCUGUUCAAUUACAGCGAAAUCCGAGCUGAUUUUAUUGGAGCUACUAAUGAAAUCAACACUUUUGAAAUAAAAUUCAUUCGUGUAGGAGAAGCGAUUACCACUACCCCCGAACCAUUACCAACUACUACCACCCCAGCAAUGCCAACAGCCGCUCCUGAUGAACACGCCAAUCUAACAGUUUAUUUGUAUGGAAGAGCUGCUGCGGACUACAAAUUCACUCAAAUACUCUCACUAAAACAAGCCAUAGUGAGCAUGGGAACUGAGUACUGCAGAGAUCAGAAUUGUCCACUUAACGAAUCGAUAACAACAAAUAAUGUAAAAAUUGAUCUGUUGGAGUCCUGCCCGAUCUAUUGGGAAAACUUCGAUAAUUGUAUCCUUUUAACAUUCGCUCUUCCGAUAAUCAAAAAGGAAAAUGCGAGCGAGCUUUGGGCCGGGUAUCAGCUGGAUAAGGAAAACUUACGAUACAUGUGGAAUAAUUACGCUGAAAGCUACAUCAUGGAAAUCGGUUUGGAGCUCUACAACGUUCCAAAUGUGAUCCAUAUAUACACCUAUCGGUUGAUCGUGAUUUGUGUGGUUGUUGUGCUUUUGGUGAUACUCAUUUUGGGACUCCGAACCAUCAUAGCCCGAAUAAAUAAAAGAAAAAGACGAUCCAGCGACGUGGCAUCCUUUAUGGAUCAAUCAUCUAAUAGACCCAGUCAACUGUCUCUAACUCCUCAUUAUCUGCAAAUAGUGCCGGCUUUAUUCACAACCGAUUUUCCCAUGUAUCCUGAACAACGAAACGACAAACAGUAUGCAGAUUUCCAGGAAAACAGUGUUUCCGAAGAAAUCGAGCCCAUUGCAUCCCCAGAGCUGAGUGUUUUAAGUAUGGCUCCUGAUGAAUCGAAUGAACCUGAGCAUGCAGAAGAGUGACUAAAUAAUUUCCGGAAGCACUUAGUUUAGUUCAAUUUAAUGCUUGAUAAAAGUUACCGUUGAAAUGUUUUUCUUUUACGUAAAAUAAUUAAGUUAAAGUAAAUAAUUAAGAACGAUAAAUAUGUACUCAUUCCAAACUAUUCACGGAAAAAAAUUACUGUUUCAUCAAAAUUAAAAAUAACCCUGCACAGCGUAUUAAA
Molecule: messenger RNA, 1541 nt
Organism: Dendroctonus ponderosae (mountain pine beetle)
Lineage: Eukaryota; Metazoa; Arthropoda; Insecta; Coleoptera; Curculionidae
Exons: 7
Coding region: 130-1341 (403 amino acids)
Source: RefSeq, a predicted model, not a curated record